Messenger RNA from Ooceraea biroi (clonal raider ant), 3338 nucleotides. RefSeq names its product YTH domain containing 1 (gene Ythdc1). Gene Ontology annotation, molecular function: N6-methyladenosine-containing RNA reader activity; mRNA binding. Lineage: Eukaryota; Metazoa; Arthropoda; Insecta; Hymenoptera; Formicidae. Gene Ontology annotation, biological process: mRNA splicing, via spliceosome; regulation of alternative mRNA splicing, via spliceosome. Gene Ontology annotation, cellular component: nucleoplasm. The record is from RefSeq and is a predicted model, not a curated record.
CGCCCGCGAGCAAUUGUUUACGUUUAUUCACUGUGCUCUUGGUGGAUCUUUCCAAAUUCGCUUUCGCAUGUAAGAUCCGAGAAACUUGCGUGAGUCGCGUGCCGUGCGUGUGCGUGAGACCGCGUGCGGGACGAUGCCCGAGCGUGUUUCGGUGUGAAGUGUGUAUCAGUGAAGGGACAAAGGGUGUCACGUAAGUGUGUGCCGAGCCCUCGGGAGGACUCGUUCAAAAAAUUGCAGAGACUUCGGGAGAAAAGAGAGAGGGAGAGAGAGAGAAAUAUUCUAAAUGUCGACGAGAAUCUCGUCUAUUUAGUGGUCCACCGUUUCGCGGGCGAACUUUCCUAGCUAACUAAAGUACGCGCGAGUUAAGGGCGAGAGUAAAGAGAGCCAGUAAAAGGAAGUUUUUUGAUCGACAGACUCUUAGCAUGUUCGCGGGCGAAAGUCAAAAACGAUCACUCCGGUUACUUCGGGAGAGAUCUGUCGGUAAUCCCGACUUCCGCCUUCGGAAGAAGUGCGUAGAGGAUAAAGUAACUAGGACAUGGCAGCUCGCAGCUUCAAAAAACGCUCCUCCUCUGUGCUUUCAGAGACUUCAUAGAGCAAUCUACUCCCCCUUCCCGGUGGGAGCUAACUAUGUGUCGCUGUAUCGCCACACAGCCAUCUCCAGGACUGUUUGUAAAAAAAGCUAGCCUAGCUUGAAUCCUGGCUAAACCGCUGGCUGGCCACUUGUUUGUAGCCCGGUCGAGUCGUUGCCAUGUGUCCCAUUCGAUUUGUGUUAGGUGUAAGAGAGUUGGACGCCGCUAUGGCACGUGUAGGGGCUUUAAUCGAAUACCUCCGGGACAGUGUGGACUUUCCGCUCGACUCGGGACCCUUGAACUAUCCUUGCUGUAUACUAUAUAGUCCCUUGCUACUGCAUUGUUACCGUAAGAUGUACAAGAAACGCUACGAUACAUCGUUCCACCUGGUGAUGCGCUCCCGCGCGGCCCGCGACACAGUAAUAAGACCCCAUCUCUGUGUGUUUGCGUUGCAGAGGAACGCGGGCGUUGCAACGGGUAGCUAACUAUGGGCAGCAACACCGACGGCGACAAUCUGAAUCUCAGCUGCGGCGAGAAUGACAACGGCGACGAGCUCAGGCUGGCAGCAGACGAAACGUAUGACACACGCAGUGAGGUCUCCUCGAGCAGCUCCAAUUCUGACUCGAGUCACCCCAGUAUCAGCUCGGUCUCCAGCAAGUCGUCACGCGGCGACAACAAGCGAAGCAGGAGGACCAGGACCAAGCGGGGCAGGUCCAGAGAAACCAAGUCGUCUAGUCCUGAACCGAAACGAGCUAGGUCCAAGGAGAGCAAGGGCACUACCAAGAGCUACGACUACACCACCAAGUUGAACUACCUGUUUAGAGACGCAAGAUUUUUCAUCAUCAAAUCUAACAAUGCGGAGAAUGUAACGUUAUCGAAGGCCAAGGGUGUAUGGAGCACGCUGCCACAGAACGAGGCGAAUCUGAAUCAAGCAUACAGAGAAUCGCGUAAUGUAUUGCUGGUAUUUUCCGUGAAAGAAUCCGGCAAGUUUGCUGGAUUCGCGAGACUCAGUACGGAAUCACGAAGAGACGCCGGUCCAGUUUCUUGGGUAUUGCCUCCUGGCCUGUCUGCAAAGGCAUUAGGCGGUGUAUUUAAGGUCGACUGGAUAUGCAGAAAGGAAUUACCGUUUACAGCUACGUUACACCUGUACAAUCCCUGGAACGACGGCAAGCAGGUCAAAAUCGGCCGAGACGGCCAAGAAAUCGAGCCCAGAGUCGCCGAGGAAUUGUGCAGACUGUUUCCGGAAGACGAAGGCAUCGAGAUGACGCCGAUCUUACGAAAGUCCAAGGAAGCGGGGAAACACGUGACCAAAUCGUCGCGUUAUCGCGACAAGAGACCCAUAAGCAGCUCAAGAUUCUUGCGGAGAGGCGGACGAGGACGUAGACUGUUCCUAACUUCGAGAUCACGCUUGGCCUCGCUCGCUAGGGGUUCCCAUGGUGUUGCGGGUGAUCACAGGAGUUCCAGGGACCAUUCCUAUCGGUACACGCCGUGGUUCAACCGAGGAGAUUCACCGUACACGAAGGGUUACGGGACAGGACUGGGUGUCGCAGCGGUUGCGGAGGCUUACGUGGCGGAUUACAUGCGCACCAUGCAACAUCAGUUGCCUCCGUUGCCGCCUUACGGCCCGCACCCCUAUGACACUCUGCCUCCACCACCUCCACCACCAAGAUAUUAUGAUGGUUUGCCACUACCUCCAGAUUACAGUGCAACAGCAUCGGCACUGGAGAAGCGCAGCUAUGAAAGAAGCGUAGACGAGUUCCUGUGGAGGACGGCUAGCCGCCACAGUCGACACAGUGAUCACCGUUCUUCCCGCGAUCAUCACAGAUACAGAGAUCGUAGAUAAGGAUCGACUGCAAUGUUCUCUUAUUAAUCCGUCGAUUCCUCAUCAUUGACGAGUCUCAUCAUUGUGUCCAAUGAUCCAAUCAAUGAUAGGUUGACAAGAAUAUAAAAUUAACAUAUCGUUUCUCAUCUGAGGAGAUUUGUAUUCUAAACGAUAUUGUUAAAACACGAGAUGAUGUAAUUAAUUAAUGUGAUGUAUAAUAAUUAGGCAGAAUUGUACAUAAAUCUAUUGAAAAUCAAAUUUAAUUGUAGAAUAUAUUAAAAGUAAUUUCGUUUCCAAAAGCAAAUAAAAUCCCAGGUUUCAUUAAUCCGAAAUCUCUGGGAGAGGACUGGAGGAAUCGACGGGUUUAAUCAUGUCUCAUUGUCAUAAGAUUGUAAUCAUGUUUCAACAGCGUCUAAUCAUCAUUACUCAUCAAGCUGCAUAACGUAGCGCGAUUUCACGCACAUUCUUUCUGUUCUUAACGUAGGCAUAAUUAAGUAAGUUUUGUACCAUCGAGUAUAUUGAAAUCCGUGAUACUUUCAGUGAAUUUCGCAAUCAGAAACAAAACGCAAGAACUAUUAGAGUAUCUCAUGAAUCUAAAAAAAAUCUAUCUGAUGCAUUCUUUUUCUUCACUUACUAUACUUUUCGGGCGUCUUGUGUCCGAAUUACCGCGUCAGUUUUGCAUGCAAUAAUCAUCGACGAAUUCUACGAGGAAUUUUAAGGUUCAUCAUGUUUUCAGAUACAUUAAGUAGGGCGAAUGUUUGAUUUCAUAAUUCCACGUGUUUAUACAUAUGUGUGAUUGUAUGUAAACAAGACUUUCAAGGUACAUGAGGUACGCGAAAAAUAUUGAACUCGUUGUUCGAUCUCGUGACGUGCAUAUUCGUUUCGAUACUUUAGAAAUACUUUCGGAGAAAGAUAUUUGGUGAAUAAAGGAAGAUGUCAGGAAAUCG